Messenger RNA from Mobula hypostoma (lesser devil ray), 555 nucleotides. Its product is annotated as protein S100-B-like. The coding region runs from base 135 to 446 and encodes 103 amino acids. Lineage: Eukaryota; Metazoa; Chordata; Chondrichthyes; Myliobatiformes; Myliobatidae. Gene Ontology annotation, molecular function: calcium ion binding; calcium-dependent protein binding; transition metal ion binding. The record is from RefSeq and is a predicted model, not a curated record. The transcript has 3 exons.
AGUCAGAGCGUGGCGCUCUGAGUGACAGGUCGCUGGGCUGGGCUGGGUAUAAACUGCUCCCACUCGGCAGAUGCAACACAUCUGGUCAACGCAAGAAGGUGAGAGCCUGUCUAGUGCUGGAGACAUCCUUCAUCAUGGCGACUCCAUCCAAGAUCGAAGUGGCAAUGCAGAACCUGUUGGAUGUUUUCUAUCAAUACACCAAGGGCGACAAGUGCACUCUGACCAAGUGGCAGAUGAAACAGCUGGUGGACACUGAACUUAGCCAACUCACCAAGAAUACGAAAAACGUUGCCUAUUUUGACAAGCUGAUGAAAGAGUUGGAUUUUGAUGGUGACGGAGAAGUGAAUUUUGAGGAGUUUUUAUCAUUUAUUUCAGGAAUCAUGUUCUCUUGUAAUGAAAUAUAUAUGCAGAAGCGGCAACAAAUGGCAAAGGACUGUAAAAAGUAACUUGCAAUAUCAACUGUAUCAUGGGCACAUACUGGAAACUCCAGUAACCAAACUGUAUUUUUUUUUUAAUCCAAAUAAUAAAAUGAUUAUGACUGCUUCUCAGUAAGAA